AUGACUAAAACGAACCAAGACGUCCGUAAUCGGUUAAAUGUGAGCCAAGACGUCCGUAAUCGGUUAAAUGUGAGCCAAGACGUCCGUAAUCGGUUAAAUGUGAGCCAAGACGUCCGUAAUCGGUUAAAUGUGAGCCAAGAUGUCCGUGAUCGGUUAAAUGUGAGCCAAGAUGUCCAUAAUCGGUUGAUUAUGAGCCAAGACGUCCGUGAUCGGUUGAUUAUGAGCCAAGACGUCCAUAAUCGAUUAAAUGUGAGCCAAGACGUCCGUAAUCGGUUAAAUAUGAGCCAAGACGUCCAUAAUCGGUUAAAUGUGAGCCAAGACGUCCGUAAUCGGUUAAAUAUGAGCCAAGACGUCCAUAAUCGGUUAAAUGUGAGCCAAGACGUCCGUAAUCGGUUAAAUAUGAGCCAAGUCGUCCGUAAUCGGUUGAAUAUGAGCCAAGACGUCCGUAAUCGGUUAAAUAUGAGCCAAGACGUCCAUAAUCGGUUAAAUGUGAGCCAAGACGUCCGUAAUCGGUUAAAUAUGAGCCAAGACGUCCGUGAUCGGUUAAAUAUGAACGAAGACAGACGGUGA
Messenger RNA from Procambarus clarkii (red swamp crayfish), 570 nucleotides. Lineage: Eukaryota; Metazoa; Arthropoda; Malacostraca; Decapoda; Cambaridae. The record is from RefSeq and is a predicted model, not a curated record.